Messenger RNA from Antechinus flavipes (yellow-footed antechinus), 1852 nucleotides. It is a transcript of the gene SOX17, whose product is annotated as SRY-box transcription factor 17. The transcript is spliced from 2 exons. Gene Ontology annotation, biological process: heart development; anatomical structure morphogenesis; vasculogenesis. Lineage: Eukaryota; Metazoa; Chordata; Mammalia; Dasyuromorphia; Dasyuridae. Bases 220 to 1446 code for a protein of 408 amino acids. Gene Ontology annotation, molecular function: RNA polymerase II cis-regulatory region sequence-specific DNA binding; DNA-binding transcription activator activity, RNA polymerase II-specific. The record is from RefSeq and is a predicted model, not a curated record.
GCACUUGGUCUGUGUGGUUUGGGAGCGUUUGUUCCCCAGUUGUCUUGGACCUGGCAGUGGAGGCUGGGAGUCAGGGCAUCUUAAUAGACUGAUCAGUUCCCGUUGGCUACCGCGCUCUCCUCCCACCUUGGACCCUCCACUGAGGGAACCUUCGGGUCCCGACAGAGGGUGUGGGGACGGGGCGGGGUGCGAAGCGCUCAAGGUCUGGGCAGGAGAGCCAUGAGCAGCCCGGAUGCGGGGUAUGCCAGUGACGACCAGAGCCAAACUAGGUCCCUGCCCAUGAUGAUGGCCGGGAUGGGCCCCUGCCCAUGGGCAGAGUCUCUGAGCCCCCUGGGGGAGAUGAAGGUCAAGAACGAGUCCGGUGCAGGUGCAGGGAACGGGGGCAGCGCGACUGCUGCAGCUGCUGGGACUGCGGGCCGUAGCAAAGGGGAGUCCCGUAUCCGGCGACCCAUGAACGCAUUCAUGGUGUGGGCCAAGGACGAGCGCAAGCGGCUGGCACAGCAGAACCCGGACCUGCACAAUGCCGAGCUGAGCAAAAUGCUGGGGAAGUCUUGGAAGGCGUUAUCUCUGGCAGAGAAGAGGCCUUUUGUGGAGGAGGCCGAGCGGCUACGGGUGCAGCAUAUGCAAGACCACCCGAAUUACAAAUACCGGCCUCGGAGGAGGAAGCAGGUGAAGAGGCUGAAGCGGGUGGAGAGUGGCUUCCUUCACAACCUCCCAGAGCAGCCGGGCUCGGGACUGGGUCCAGAGGGCAGAGUGUGUGUGGACAGCCUGGGACUGCCGUUCCAUGAGCAGGCCUACCACCAUGGCCAGGGGGUGCUACCUCCUCAGAUGGGACACUAUCGCGAAUGCCAGAGUUUAGGUCCGGCCUCUCAGUUUGACAGUUACAAUUUGCCUACCCCGGAGGCUUCUCCCAUGGAUGGAAUGGAGCCAGAUGCAGCUUUCUUCACCUCCUCACUCCAAGGAGACUGCCAGCCAGGACCCUAUAGCUAUCCUGUAGCCUCUGAGUAUUCUGCACAUCCUGACUCUCACUCAGGUCCUGUGCACCACAGACACAUGCAGGAACCCCUGGCACACUCAUUGCAGGGCCUGAUGGGUCCCUCCAACCCACUGCAUAUGUACUAUGGUCCCAUGGGCUCCCCCCAGGCUGGGAGCAGUGUCCGUGGUUUUCAGAUGCAGCAUCAGCCAGGAUCUAGUCAGCCCUCGCCUCCUCCAGAAUCCCUAGCCUGUAGGGAUGGCCUGGACACCAGCCAACCUGCUGAGCUCCUUGCAGAUGUGGACCGCACAGAAUUUGAACAAUAUCUGCAUUUUGUAUGCAAACCAGAUUUGGGGCUAAACUACCAGGGACAUGAAUCUGGCCUUUCCCUACCUGAGAGUCAUGGGGCCAUUUCCUCUGUCGUGUCUGAUGCCAGUUCUGCAGUAUAUUACUGCAACUAUCCAGAUGGGUGACACAUCUACCACUCUCUUCCAGCCUGCGGGCCAGCAGCAUAAACAGUGUUACACACUUCCUGCAGGAGCUAAGGAAAUCCUUUCCCUCCCCCUUACCCCCCUUUCAUUUCUGUGUUUUUUAAAUUGAGAGUUGUCUUGGCACCUAAUUUAUGGUAAUUUAUUUGACUCUAAUCUUAGCAAUUUCCUAAAGAGGAAGUGGGGGUUUUGGGGGCUCAUUCUGUCGGGAUUUACUCUUAGUCUUGCCCCUAAUUCUUGUCAAAAUUGCCAUUUGUAAAUUGGACUGUACUUUUUCUGAGUAAUGUGGCACAAAAUGCCAACCAUACUAUGAAAGUUCAUGUUUAAUGAAUUGGGAGGGAUGGUUUUUUUAUAUGAAUACUUAAUAAAGCUUGAACUUUACUUUUCCAUU